Messenger RNA from Durusdinium trenchii, 615 nucleotides. The record is from the annotation of a GenBank genome assembly. Lineage: Eukaryota; Dinophyceae; Suessiales; Symbiodiniaceae.
AUGGUGUACCAUCUUGAGCCGGCUGCAGAUAUUCCCGAAGACGAAGCUCAGAUGAUUGUUGACAUUCAACAUGCAGAUUUUGUGCAGCGCAAUCUUGGUGCUGCUCCAUUGCAAGCUGAACUGAAUGAUGAGGCAGAGCUGGAGCCUCGCAAUGAGCUUGUUCCAGAAGACAUUUUCAAGGGCCGCGUCAACAGGAUGAGCAAAGACACCUCUCGCCAUUUUCUUGAAGGAGCGGCUCUGCGACCUUGCCGCGAUGCGCUGAGUCGCGCCGGCUAUGAGGUGGAGAUUCAGGGCGGCUGCUUGGUUUUCGUCCAUCCGCAUCAGUAUGAAGAUGUGCUCAGGGCCCUUCAGACUUUCACGUUGACCCGUGCAGACAUCGUUUUUGCGGCCUCCUUCGAGUACUUGGUGGAGCAAACCUUGAGUCUCGCCGUUGACGUGGGGUGCCAGGGAUCUUGGAUGAAGUCCAGAGAUCAGCUUCCGAUGGAGAUUGAGACGGAUGGAGAGCAAAAGGAAGAAUCAGUGGAAGUUGAUGGUGUCCUGGAAAUUGACAGGACAUUCUAUCGAUGGCGGCCAGCAACAGCGGCUGCUUCUAACCCGAAACCCUUGACUUUUUAA